Molecule: messenger RNA, 804 nt
Organism: Agrilus planipennis (emerald ash borer)
Lineage: Eukaryota; Metazoa; Arthropoda; Insecta; Coleoptera; Buprestidae
Product: larval cuticle protein A2B-like
Exons: 1
Coding region: 76-645 (189 amino acids)
Cellular component (GO): extracellular matrix
Source: RefSeq, a predicted model, not a curated record
GUAACAAAUUCUCAUUAAAAUCAGUGUCUGCUCAAGUUCUAACCAAGAACAAUAGCAACGUACGUCAUAUACAAAAUGGUUUUCAAACUGUGCUUGUUUGCUACUUUGGUGGCUUUAGUUCGUGGAGGAUUUUUAGCCCCAGCACCCGCACCUUUGCUUAGGGCAGCACCUCUACCACCACCGGUUUUUGCUCCAGCUCCAGUUUUCCGAGCUUAUCCGCCACCACCUCCACCACCAGUUUUCGCUCCAGCUCCGGUAUUCAGGACUGCACCCUUACUACCACCGCCAGCAAUAGCCGCACCAGCUCCAGUCUUCAGGUCAGUCCUUCCUCCUCCUCCGGUAGUUGCUCCAGCUCCAGCUGUGAUCGCCAAAACCAUCGACUACGACCCUAAUCCCCAAUACUCUUACGGAUACACCGUUGACGAUGCCCUCACUGGUGACAGCAAAGCUCAAUUCGAAACCCGAAGUGGAGACGUUGUUCAAGGAAGUUACUCUCUGUCUGACUCUGAUGGCACAAGAAGAACUGUUGAUUAUGCUGCCGAUCCUAUCAAUGGAUUCAAUGCUGUAGUAAGGAAAGAACCUUUAGUCCUUCCUCCUCCUCCCGUUGGAUACGCUGCUCCUGUUGUGGCGAAAUUCCACCACUAAUAGCAAGUGAGUGAAGUUUUCAACAACUCAGGAUUGAUAAAUGAAUAAUUAUUAUAAAUUAUAUUACUUUGAAUAUAUAGGUACUCAUAUUUGUCAAUGUAAAUAUGUUGUAUAGAAAUGAACUAGUUUACUUUUUGUAAAUAAAUUAUUUGCAAAGCA